Molecule: messenger RNA, 1307 nt
Organism: Capsicum annuum
Lineage: Eukaryota; Viridiplantae; Streptophyta; Magnoliopsida; Solanales; Solanaceae
Exons: 2
Coding region: 559-1167 (202 amino acids)
Source: RefSeq, a predicted model, not a curated record
UGAAAAAAAUUGAUUAAUCCGAAAAGAUGCACUACACGGACAAGCAAUUUAUUCUUGUAGCAAGUCAAGUACAUAGCUUAUGAAAUAGCAAUAACAACAAUAAUAUACUCGGUCUAAUCUAUGAAAUUCGAAGAGACUAUAAUUCUCACAAAUCUUAUUCCUAUACUAAAAAGGUGAAAAAGAUUGUGACUCAUGGAAAAGCAAAGGUUAUGAAAUUAGUAUUAAGAAACAAUGUACCAAAAAAAGAGGUUAAGAAGAUAAAGUUUAAAAAGGGAAAUCCUUUGCACAAAAGAGGAACAUGGACUUUUUGCUCCACUGUUCCACCAAGAAGAAAAAGGUAUGAUUGCAUAGUGUCCCCCUAAAUUUAACCCCCACCCUACCCCUUAACCCUGCAGGACCAGUACUGAUGAUGAUGCACACAAGAAGUAAACCCAACAAUACUUCCAACCUGCAGGUUUUCAUGUUACUCUAAUCUUAAUCGUACCCUUUUUGCUUAUCCUCAAAACAUUCAUUUGUUGUUCUUACAUUUUCCUCAACUGCCCUAAAUUGGAACAAGCAAUGUUGGAUCCAGCAAGUGAUUUGGUACCUCCACCUUCUUCUCCCACAAUUUCAUCUGUUUCUUCUUCUGAUCUCGACACUGAGUCUACAGGUUCGUUUUUCCAUGAUCGGAGCAUAACAUUAGGGACACUCAUGGGAGUUACAUUCCAAACGAUCACGUUCCGAGCUCCAUCAAUGACUCAGAACCGCCAGUCGAACAUUGAGAGCACCAGCUCCACCUCCGCCGGGGCAGGGAGUUCUCGGAAGAGCAGGAAAUCUAAGAAGAGCAGAGUAGCUGCGGUGGAAGAGGAGGAACGCCGCCAUUGCCGACGGCGGAGGUGGUGGAGGCUUUGCAGAGACGAGUGCGACUCCAAGCCGGCAUCUCUCGGAGAAUACCUAGAAGUCGAACGUAGAGCGCUAGAAGGCGGUGCAGCGGCGGAGCUGGAAGGUGUUGUAAUCGACGCGCCGCCGACGAACGGACGGACGAUAUUCGCCGACGGGAGAGUUCUGCCGCCGGUGGAAGUGGAGGAAGAGGAAUCAUCGUCGGCGGCGGGAGGUUUAGGGUUGUGUAGAUUCUCAGUGGCGUCGCUAUCUGGAAUCUGUAGCCGUGGUGCUGGCUGCGUUGGAUAAGCAUAAAGAUAAGACUUUACUCCAUCAAUUAUCAUUAAAUUUUGAUUCGUCUUUAAUUAGUUUAAACUUUGUCAUUAAGAAGAUUGAAAUGCAGAGAGAAUCAGAAAAAGAAUACAGUAAAUUGUCCUUUAUUAGCCCCA